Molecule: messenger RNA, 1643 nt
Organism: Closterium sp. NIES-67
Lineage: Eukaryota; Viridiplantae; Streptophyta; Zygnematophyceae; Desmidiales; Closteriaceae
Source: the annotation of a GenBank genome assembly
UAGGUCAUUUUUGUGACCAGUGAUCAAUCAUCGUGUCUGCAUCUCCCUCCGCCCCUUCAUCUCACCUCUCUCCACCACGCCACGUCAGCAUGCAGCAGCCUCCCGCGGCGAGCCAAUGGGGGGGAUCGCAGGGAGCGCAGCCCGCGAGCGGCGCAGGCGCAGGCGCAGGCGGAGCGGAUGAGCCGCGGACGCUGUGGGUGGGCGACCUGCAGUACUGGAUGGACGAGACUUACCUCUGGAACGCGUUUUCAUCCACCGGCGAGGUCGUUAACGCCAAAAUCAUCCGCAACAGGGCGACGGGGCAGCCCGAGGGGUACGGGUUCGUGGAGUUUGCGCGGCACUCCGCAGCGCAGCACGUGCUGACGACCUUCCAGGGCACGGCCAUGCCGCAGGCGGAGCAGCAGCCUUUUAGGAUCAACUGGGCCGCUUUCGGUGCAGGGGAGAAAGGCGGCGGGCGACCAGCGGAUGGCCAGGAGUUCUCCAUAUUCGUGGGCGACCUCGCCCCGGACGUCAACGACUAUCUGCUGUCUGAAACCUUCCGCUGCCGCUACGGCUCGGUCAGGGGAGCAAAGGUGGUGGUUGACAAUGUGAGCGGGCGCACCAAGGGGUACGGCUUUGUGCGGUUUUCAUCAGAGGAGGAGAGGGAACGCGCGCUUCACGAGAUGAACGGCCAGAUGUGCUCCUCGCGCCCCAUGCGCAUCAGCAUCGCCACACCUAAGAAACCGGGGGCUCCUGGGCAAGGUGGCAUGCAGGGAGGCGGGCAAGGGGGAGGGGCGGGGGCAGGCCCUCGGCCCCAGCCGCAGGGGCCGGGAGGAGAGGACGACCCCACCAACACCACGAUUUUUGUGGGGGGGUUAGACCAGAGUGUGACGGACGAGCAGCUGAGAGCAGUGUUUGGGCCGUGGGGCGAGCUGGUCUAUGUCAAGAUCCCCUUCGGCAAGGGGUGUGGCUUCGUGCAAUUCAGACACCGAUCGCAGGCAGAGGAGGCAUUGAGGAACAUGCAUGGAACGGUCAUUGGCCAGCAGACCGUGCGGCUCUCAUGGGGCCGCAACCCCGCAUCCAAGCGCACCUCAACUUACCCUUCCCAGGGCUCUCAGUGGCAGCAGCAGCCUCAGCAGCAGCAUGAUCCCAAUGCAGCAGCAGCAGGUGGUUGGGGCGCUGCUGCUGGUAACACCGGUUACUAUGGAGGGUACAGCGGUUACGAUGCUUCAGGGGGUUACAACCAGGGAGCGUACGCUUCAUACGGUGGAUAUGGAAGUUACGGGGGCUAUCAGCAGCAGGCUUGGCCUCAAGCCCAGGCUGCUCCACCACCAGCUGCAGCAUCCCCCGCCACAACACCAGCACCACAAGGCGCAGCAGCAGCAUCAGCUUCUGGCUUUGCAGCUGGAGUGACACCAGAACCCUUCGAUCCCCAGCGACCCCCUGAUGUGGAAAAGAUGAAUGCUCACUAUAUGGCAAAGCAUGAGGGGUCACUCAUCCCUCACCAUGUUUGGUUCAAAUUGCCAGAAUCAGCACCUGCAUAGGAAGUGCAGCUAUGAUCUGUCCAUUCCACUUCGUUAGGAACAUUUCUAUCGUCACUGAUGUUUCUGUCAUUAGCGCUAUUGGACUAACAAAAUCAACUGUUCAUAUCUGGCAUGGGAAUU